GCAGCCGGUUGUCAAUGUGUUGACGCUGUCUGUUUCCAGGCGAUGGAUGUGGCUAAGCGUCUCGCGGGUGCAUAGCUGAAGGACUAGAGAAAAGGAACGAGAGCUUAAGUUUUUUUUGUUUCUUUCUGCUAAACAUCAAAUGUACAAUUUUAGGGCUUUUUUUUGCUAACCCAACUCGUAUGAAAACCUGAUAGCCGACAUCCAAAAUGGCAGAACUAGGAGUGAAUGAUCACCAUCAAAAUGAGCUCAUCAACUACAUGCGAUUUGCUCGCUCAAAUAGAGCUUUGAGACUAAAGACAAUAGAUUCUUGCUUUCAGGACCUGAAAAGCAGCAGACUGGUAGAAGACACCUUUACAGUUGAUGAAGUUUCUGAGAUGCUUGAUGGCCUACAAGUUGUUGUCCAUGGAGAGGUUGAGUCUGAACUAAUCAACACAGCUCAUACUAAUGUACUACUUCUGCGCCAACUCUUCUCUCAGGCUGAGAAAUUUUAUUUAAAAUUGCAGUCCGACAUCUCUGAACUGGAAAACAGGGAGCUACUAGAGCAAGUUGCAGAAUUUGAAAAGGCUGAGUUUACAUCGUCGAGCAAAAAGGGACAUCACGAACCAAACAGACCUAAGCUUGCACCACUAAAUGAAGGUGGUGUGUCAGAACUGCUAAACAAGGAAAUUGCCAGAUUGCAAGAAGAAAACAAUAAACUGAAGACACGACUCAGGACAAUAGAAACCCAGGUGACUGGUACAUUGGAUGAAAAGUGUAAACUCGAAAAGGCUCUCAAAGAUUUACAGAAGACUCAAAGUGACCAGAAGGGUAAUCUGAAAUCAAAGGAAAUUGCAACUUUGGAAAAUACUGUUGAAGAACUAAAGUGUGAUUUCCAGAAGACUUUAGAUAAUACUACUGCCACCCAAAAGAAUCUCGAAGUCAACUUAGCAGCAACAAAACAAGAUCUGCUCAAGGUUCAGGAGCAACUUACCAUCGCAGAAAAGGAGCUAGAGAAAAAAUUUCAGCAAACAGCUGCAUACCGUAAUAUGAAAGAAAUGUUGACCAAAAAAAAUGAACAAAUAAAAGACAUAAGAAAGAGAUUGUUAAAGUAUGAACCUGAUGAAUAAAUUUAUAAAACUGAAUACAUCUUUACCAGAAAAUAUACUAAUAUCUACUCACUCUUUUGUGUACCAAUACUGCCUAGGAGAGAAGAUGGUGGUGGGAUUCAUUUGCAUGUUAACAACAUGCUCUUUCUUUAUGUUUAGUUACUGGUAUUGCAGUCAAACUCACAUGAACAUUUAAAAACUAUAUAAAGUAGAAACAUAAAGUACAGAGCAAGUUGAUUUGCCUCGUUCCAGUAUAUGUGCUUUUAAGGGACAGAAAAAACUAAUUCACUUGACUCUGAAAAUGUUUCUCCACUUUCAGCAAAACAGUAUUUUUGAGGAUGAUAAAAGUAGUGUCCAUGACUCUGAACUUAAUUAUGUGAGUUCACAAGUGGGCUAAUGGAUGCAUAAAUUUAGUGCAGUUGCAUUUUUCUAUUUUCUGCUAAUGUUUUCAAAAUAAACAUUGCAGCAGUAUGAAUGCAUCCAUUUAAGGGGAACCAAUAAAAAAUAAUUCCAAGUAACAGUGUGUAGCCAUAUUCUGACCUUUAUACUCUUGAGUAAUAUGAUUUGCAUCUGAAAUACUGUUGAAAAUUAGUCAAUAUUUUAAAGCUUUGAAUCCUCGUUGUCAGUUUUUAAUGUACAGUAUGUAUUACUGAUGAUAUAGAACAUUCAGUGAAAAAUAAUUAAGACACAGAUCUUAUUAUUACUAUUUUUAUUUUAUUGGUCAUAAACAGACACAGAAUAAUACAUCUUUUUUUUUACUGAUCAUGUGUUUACAAAUUGUGUGUAGUUUAAGGAUAAAAAGAAAAAAAAAUCUAAUUUCUUAUGAUUGUGUCAUUUUUCUGAGAAUAAACUGUAGAACUCUGAUAUAAAAAUUAUCUUUUGUAUUUAAUUCAGAAAUAUUUUCUGUGCUUUAGUAGCACUUGAAAGGUAUCAAGGAAUGUUACUUUGAAUAUUAAUAAAUACUUUUGAUGGUAAUACUUACAAAAA
This is a messenger RNA of Polypterus senegalus (gray bichir), 2072 nucleotides long. It is a transcript of the gene lztfl1, whose product is annotated as leucine zipper transcription factor-like 1. Gene Ontology annotation, biological process: negative regulation of protein localization to cilium. The record is from RefSeq and is a predicted model, not a curated record. The coding region runs from base 207 to 1106 and encodes 299 amino acids. The transcript is spliced from 10 exons. Gene Ontology annotation, cellular component: cytoplasm. NCBI's taxonomy places the organism in Eukaryota, Metazoa, Chordata, Cladistia, Polypteriformes, Polypteridae.